Messenger RNA from Olea europaea var. sylvestris, 538 nucleotides. RefSeq lists its product as uncharacterized. Lineage: Eukaryota; Viridiplantae; Streptophyta; Magnoliopsida; Lamiales; Oleaceae. The record is from RefSeq and is a predicted model, not a curated record. The transcript is spliced from 2 exons. Bases 74 to 433 code for a protein of 119 amino acids.
UCUAUUUUCUCACCAAUCCCAUCCCCCUUUUUCUCAUUCAUUAUCUUAUGUUAAGGUUCAAUCAUUUUAGCAAAUGUCCACCUCUGAAAUUUCAUCGUCUUCACCAAAUUCACUGCCUAAGGUUUCUGUUUCGGUUUCAGUUUCAGUUUCAGUUUCUACACAGAAAAUUCAAUCGGUGUCCAAAUCAGUUUCUGAAAGAUUACUUUUCAAAUUUUCAGAUGUUUCAGAAUUCGACUUUGAUUAUUCACGAAGUGGGCUAUGGUCCCCUCCAAUUCAAAGAAACGUGUUUAUGAACUCACCGGGACAGAUUCUCACUGAGCAUGACAUGGCUGCCAAGUUAAGAAGUGCAUUGGAAACGCAGCAUGCUCGGAGAAGAAGAUCUCGCCUUUCUUCUUCUUUUAAUGCAUGCUUGUGUUCUCCAAAGAGACGCUGAUUGAAGCUCAUGAGGCAUGCUUGUGAUCAUUUUAUAAUUGUCUUUAUAAAUGUAAAUUCUUUUUUCACCUUCUCUAUGAAAAUUUAGUUCUAAAAUUUUAUGUUA